Bufo bufo (common toad) is the source of this 477-nucleotide messenger RNA. RefSeq names its product complexin-4-like. The record is from RefSeq and is a predicted model, not a curated record. Gene Ontology annotation, biological process: neurotransmitter transport; regulation of neurotransmitter secretion; synaptic vesicle exocytosis. Gene Ontology annotation, molecular function: syntaxin binding. Gene Ontology annotation, cellular component: terminal bouton; SNARE complex. Bases 1 to 477 code for a protein of 158 amino acids. The transcript is spliced from 3 exons. NCBI's taxonomy places the organism in Eukaryota, Metazoa, Chordata, Amphibia, Anura, Bufonidae.
AUGGCUUCUUUAAUGUUUAAAACAAUGAUGGGGUCUUCCAUGAAAAAUCUGGGGAAUAAUCUUGGGGGAGAAUCAGAAACAAAAGAAAAUUCAGAUGGUAAAGAAACUGCACAGUCCAAGGGAAUGACACGAGAAGAGUUUGAGGAAUACCAAAGACAGCUGGUGGAAGAAAAGAUAGAACGGGAUCAUACCUUUGCACAGAAGAAAGCAGAGAGAGCAACUGUCAGAAUGCACAUGAGAGACAAGUACAAACUCCCACAGAGUGAAAAGGAUGAUGCACAGUUACAGAUGAUAGGAGGAGAAGUAGAGCUUCCUGAAGAUCUGGCUAAAAUGGUAGAGGAAGAUGAAGAGGAAGAAGAACAGGGUUCUCUUCUGUCCAUGCUGCCAGAAUUUGAUAUUAAUGCAAUGAAAACACGGGCCCAGGGAACAAUUACUGAGGUCAAGAGAGUUGCUGAAGAAAAGUGUUGUGUUAUGUGA